AAGUACGCCAAGCACUCGCAUUCAUGAGGCAAAGGAAACGGCAGCGAAAAGGACAAAGUGAAGCGGAAAGACGGGAAACUGUGAAAGCGUCUGCCACAUCCUCUAGAUUUAAAGCGGAGCUCCUUAAUAAAUGCCCUACGAAAAGCCUAAAGAACUCUCGGCCUAUUCAAUGGAUACUUAAUUACCUUAGUUUAGCUUUAAAUUCCAGAUCAGCUUAUGUUAAUCGAAUUUCUCUUAUACGCACAGAUCUGUUGCGCAAGCGCGGCAUACUGACCGUAACGGACAACAAGGGCAUUCCCAAGCUGCAAAUGGAUGGCUUUGAGUACGUCCGGAAAAGUCGUCAGGGUUCGAAAACCUAUUGGGUUUGCGCCCAGAAUCGUCGCCAAUUGCGCUGCUCUGCCCGCAUCAUGACCUGCUCUAGCACCGGGGAAUUGGCGGUCAAGAAUCCGGAACAUAAUCACGAGCCAGAGUUUCCAAUCUUGCAUUACUGAAAGCGCUUCAAAGUUUACUUUUUAAUAAUAAGCCUUAUAGCCGGGCAAAACCGGUCAAUAUAAGAACAUAAAUAAUAAUACGACAAACUCAUUUUAAGCCUUGGGCAUUAAUUCCAAUUUCCAUCAAAAUUCGUGGAUUUACCUCUUACGCGAAUCUUUUCGAAAUGAGUUUGAUUAACGUAAAAGAAAUCAACAAAGUUUUUACAACAUUUUCCAACACUUCCGUGUAGGAUUGAGAUUUUACCUAACUUUCGUGUAGGUUUGUGGUUUCACAGGAAAGAGUGAAAAUCAUUUUCCAUGAAAUAUGAAAGAAACUUUUGCACUAACAAUAAAUUUCCUGCCGUUUCAGUUCGAGUUCGUAAUGGAUCUAAGACCUCGGAGCAGCAUUAACCGCAGACGAGCUGAGAAGGAUCCACACGCAUUCCUGGCACAGAAUUUGAACUGUUGAUUCCAUAGAUUAUAACGGAACCAAGUUCGAGCUCAAGUCAAUAAUAAAUGCUGUUUGCUAAAGCCCAAAUAAUUGUCGCCCUUGUCGCAUAGGAUAAUGCACGCUACUCUAGUCUAGGCUUAACUUUCCACCUGGUCAAAGUUCUGAUAUAUUCUAAUUGUUUCAUAUAUUUGCAGAUCUGGUGCGGAAGCAG
Drosophila novamexicana is the source of this 1132-nucleotide messenger RNA. RefSeq lists its product as uncharacterized. The coding region runs from base 24 to 491 and encodes 155 amino acids. Lineage: Eukaryota; Metazoa; Arthropoda; Insecta; Diptera; Drosophilidae. The record is from RefSeq and is a predicted model, not a curated record. The transcript has a single exon.